This is a messenger RNA of Condylostylus longicornis, 1896 nucleotides long. It is a transcript of the gene fd3F, whose product is annotated as protein kinase 4. Gene Ontology annotation, cellular component: nucleus. The transcript is spliced from 7 exons. Gene Ontology annotation, molecular function: DNA-binding transcription factor activity; cis-regulatory region sequence-specific DNA binding. The coding region runs from base 1 to 1896 and encodes 631 amino acids. Gene Ontology annotation, biological process: regulation of DNA-templated transcription. NCBI's taxonomy places the organism in Eukaryota, Metazoa, Arthropoda, Insecta, Diptera, Dolichopodidae. The record is from RefSeq and is a predicted model, not a curated record.
AUGAUUGUUAAUUCAAAUAUGGAGCAAACACAUAGUGAUCCUCCGCAACCUCCGCCAACAUUAUCGCAACAAACUUCUCAAGUAUCCACUACCAUAUCGCAGUCAGUAUGUAAUGAGAAUUUUUAUUUAAAACGUAAACACGAUGAUUUGAAUGAUUCUUUGGAUAACUGUAACUACAUUCAACCAAAAAAACGACAUAUCCAGCAACAUGAAGAACCACAUGAAUACACCGUCGCUGACGAAAAUUAUCAAAAUUUAGCAAAUUCACAAUCACAAAAUGAUACAAUACCAACCUCUACGACAAUAUAUGGUACAACAACAAAUACAACAAACAAUGAACAUUUUGAUUCAAGUCAAUGGCAUAAUGCGGAUUUAUUAGAAUUAGAUCAGAGAUAUAAUUCGGUUACGCACUGUUUUGAAAAAAUCACUCAUCCAAAUGAUCUUCACCGAAAUGAUGAAGUGAUUUAUCAACAACAACAACCACAACAACACCAAACACAUCAUCAACUUCAACAACAGCAGCAACAACCGAAUCAGCAUCAUCAACAACAGGAGCAAUUACAGCAUAUAUCUCAUCAACUAAAUCAGCAUGAUAAUAUAAACCGACAAUUACAAUUGCAGCAUCAGCACGAUCAGGAACGGCAGCAUAAUUUAAUUCCCAAUUCAAUUGCAUUGCCUAUAGAUAAUCAAAUAAAUCUUAAUAAUCAACAACAAAAUAUAGUGGAGAAGUCAGCAUCAAAAAGUUCUGAAACUGAAGCUGAUUUUGAAGACAAAAAUUUAUCAUGGUUAUUCAAUUUUCGAUUAGAUGAAUUACCGCAUUUAUCACCAGAUGUUCAAAAUAAUCCAAAAGCUGUAGCAUCUUCAUUAACAAACCCAAUUAAUGUAAGCCAACCAAAUAAACCAAUAAAUAAUAAUAAAGCCAUACAAUCGAAAACUGGGAAAAAAGUUGAUGAAUUAAUUAAAGAGUUGACAGCAGAAAUAACUGAAGAUGGCGAUAUGAUUAUUGGUGAAAACAUUAUUCUCGAGAAUUCUCCAUCACCUCCUAAAGGUCCGAAAAAACCGCCAUUCACAUAUACCGAAUUAAUUGAAUAUGCUCUAGAGGAGAGAGGUGAAUUGACUGUAUCUGGAAUUUAUCAAUGGAUAUCGGAUCGGUUUCCAUAUUACAAAUCAAAUGAUGAUAGAUGGAAAAACUCUGUUAGACAUAACUUAUCAAUAAAUCCACAUUUUCGAAAAGGAUUGAAAGCUCCUCAAGGUGCUGGACAUCUUUGGACAAUUGCAAGUCGAGAUUCAGAAGAAAACGCACUCGCCUGGGAACAUAAAAAGCAACGUUUAGAAUUAUUUUUUAAAAUGGAACAGUUACAUAAUCAAAGACAACAAAAUUCAUCUAGUCAAGAAGAAUCAAAUGAAAAUAACAAUCAAAAUUAUUCUACAAUUGAUGAAACUGCUGCAGCAGUUCAACAUAUAACACAACAAAUGCAAAAUGAUUGUAAUUCGCCAAAUGAUAUUAAUAUGAAUCAAGCAGCUUUAAAUAAUCGAAUAUCAUCAACGAAUAGUUUAACAUUUGAGAAUAUUAUUCAUGGUGGUGAUUUAAAGAAGUCUGCUGGUGAAAUAUUGAAUGGGAUUCGACGAACUGUAGAAGUACAACCAAUUAACUGUAGGACAAUUAGCACAUAUCAUGACAGCAUGUUAGAUACUGAAGAUUACCUGAACCCUAUCAAUAAGGAUGAUGAUAUUAUAACACAUGAGGGUGGAUUUAGAAAUGAAUUUUAUGUUACUGAAAUUGAUCCAAUAGAAUUAGGUAUCAAUAUAACAAAUGUUGAAGAAGAAGUUCUUUUUAGCGAAGAUUUUAAUUUGAAUUAUUUUGGAAUAACAUCAGCAAAUGAUAUUGUAGCUUGA